Molecule: messenger RNA, 3468 nt
Organism: Pediculus humanus corporis (human body louse)
Lineage: Eukaryota; Metazoa; Arthropoda; Insecta; Psocodea; Pediculidae
Product: serine/threonine protein kinase, putative
Exons: 9
Coding region: 1-3468 (1155 amino acids)
Biological process (GO): protein phosphorylation; actin cytoskeleton organization
Cellular component (GO): cytoplasm; nucleus
Molecular function (GO): ATP binding; protein serine/threonine kinase activity
Source: RefSeq, a predicted model, not a curated record
AUGACACCUAAUGAUGAUAAUGAUAAAUCUCAAUGUGAUAAUAAUGAAAGAAGUAUGUUUAGAGAAGAAGAAUGUUGUUCGAAAUCGACUCAAACUCACAGAAUGACAGGUUCAUCUUGUAGAGCAUUAAAAGGUGCCGUAUCAACUCUUCAUAGGUUAGAUGAUUUUAAUAUGGAAAAAAUUGGGUCAGGAUUUUUUUCAGAAGUUUUUAAGGUAACGCAUAAAGUGACCGGAAACGUUAUGGUGUUAAAAAUGAAUUUGUUACGUUCCAACAGGCCGAACAUGCUCAAAGAAGUUCAGCUCAUGAAUCAGUUAAAGCACAGAAACAUUCUCAAUUUCCAAGGGGUUUGCGUUCACGAGGGUCAACUUCACGCAUUAACCGAAUACAUAAACGGAGGAAGUUUGGAACAACUCAUACAAUCGCGAAACAUCGAAUUACCCUACCUGACGAGGCAAGAACUCGCUCUGGACAUAGCAUGCGGUAUGGAAUACCUUCACGGUAAAGGAGUCUUCCACAGGGAUUUAACGUCUAAAAACGUUCUUAUAAAAAAGUCUGAUGACGGGAGCAUGAUGGCGGUCGUCGGUGAUUUCGGUUUGGCUGCUAAAAUACCCGAUCCAAAAUGUAAAUAUAGAUUGCCAACGGUUGGUUCUGCCUACUGGAUGUCACCGGAAUGUCUCAAAGGUCAAUGGUACAAUGAAAAAUCCGACAUAUUUUCCUACGGGAUUGUUUUGUGCGAAAUGAUAGCGAGGAUAGAAGCGGAUCCGGACGUUUUACCCCGAACGGAUAAUUUCGGAUUGGAUUAUUUGGCAUUUUCCGAACUUUGCGGUCCUUGUCCACCACAUUUUCUCAAAUUGGCAUUUUCCUGUUCGACCUUCGAACCGAAAAGUCGGCCUUCUUUUUCCGAAAUUGUUAAAACGUUACAAAAGCUCAUUCCCGAGUACGAGGAAUUGUUGAAGAGAGAAACGGAUAGUAACGAUGGUGUCAAAAUAGUCAACGCGGGUUCCCUGAACGAUUUGAUCGAUGCCACGACGGAUAAAUCGACGAUGACGGCGAGAAGCGAAGAGGUCAUAACAAGCAAUUCAAAUACUAAAGAUAUGAUUCAACAUAGGAAACUUCAUCACAGACGUAGUUUGUCUGAGGAUGUCGCCAAUAUUAUAUUUCCAAGGCACACAGCUCCUAGCGAUAAAGCUAGGUGCCAUUAUUUAUCAACGCCAAAGCAGAUCACGACGGGUUCGCAAGUAUUAGCCAAUCCUAAGUUUAUUGGUGAAAGCAUGUGCCACGUGGAUCCUCACUACAAACCGAGGGUUUCCGGCGAAAAAGGAAGUCGUUCGAAUCCGUUUCUUUCUUUGGCUCAAUUUCGCGGAGCCAAAAAAAUAGUAUCCUCUCAAAUUUUAAAUUCUUCGAAGGACUCUCAAAAAUCUGUUGCUGACAGUCCGACAUUUUAUUUACAUAACGAUUUGUUUUCCUCUUGUUUCGAACUUCCGUCUCCGUUUUACGGUAUAACUCCUCCGUCCAGUCCCGUGGCAGGAAGUAGUAGUAGUAGUUUCGACGGUAAAGUGAAAAAAGAAUCGUCGAAUCGAUGCGGGAUUUUUUUCAGAGAAGGCUGUGAUGAUGAUUAUAAGUGUGGAGGAGGAGGAGGAGAAGGAGGAGCGGAAAGUCACAAAGUUGCUAGAAGACUGGUUUUAACGGAUUCCGCGGAUCCUCUUGUUGCUAAAGUUCAAAAUCAGUAUUCGGAAUCAUUUAAUAGUAGGGAUGGUUCCAUAUGUCGCCGACAGAAGGCGUCUCCGAAAAGGCCAGCAUCUUGCGAUUGGCGAGGUCACAGUCAUUCUCAUUCUCAUCAUCAUCAUCAUCAUCAUCAUCAUGUGUUUCCUACGAAAUCGCUGUCGAUAUCCUUGCCGAAUUCUCCACCCUUCCAAAGAAAACAUAACUCAUUUUCGACUCAAGAGGAAAAGCAAUAUAUAACUAAUGAUAAUAAGCCAAUAACUGAUAAGCCAAAGAAUACACUAAUCAAAUCUCGAACGGUUCCUCUCAUAAUCGAUGGUAAGAAACUCGCAGAAAUCGAUAAAUCUCGAACCGAGUCGAUGGAACCUUCGAAAAGGGAAGGUGAUGACGACGGCGGCGGCGACGGCGGCGGCGGAGAGGAGAGAACGAAUCGUCGCGAUAAUAAUAAUUCCUACGACUCUUCCAAAAACCUUUCCUUGAAAUUCAUCUUCCAGGAUAGUUAUCCGAGUACGAGGACGGAGAAAAAAUCGGGAGGAAGGAAAGAGGAACAGGGGGAAACCGGGGACGGGGAUUUGAGUUCGCUCGUGACGAAUAGGAUAUCGACGAGUUCGAGCAGUUUGCUGGAAGCCACAGCAGACGAAACUUUUUUAAUGGCGUCGCACGUUCAACUGAGAAGACGGGGCUCUUGCGAAAGUGGAUUUUUCAGUUGCGUGGGAGAAGAUUACGGGACCGCGGGAAGCGAAGCUGUUUCGUCUUGCGAAUACAUUCUUCCAUCGGCCCGGGGAAAACAUUUAGAUAAUUCUUCUGCCACGCUCAGCAGUUCCUCCGCAGCGAGUUCGUUGUUCCUCCUCGACGAUUCUUUGUCCACGACGACCGUUUCAAGUUUGAGAUCAGGUUCUGGAGAUUUCAACGACAUGGACGAUUUGCAAUCGAAAUUCGCUCAUCAAGCAAUUUUAUUUUCGAAAAGACCCUCAUCUUCUAUUUACACGUCAUCAUCGGAAGACGUAUCGAGUUUGGGAGACGUGGACGAAAGGAAUCAAAAUCGUUAUCAGUCGCAACAGAUAAGCAAAAUAGUCGAAUAUUUCGAAAGGAAACAAAUGAGCGGAAUGUUGAGUCCGGCGGGGACGAGGGGAGAAAAUUUCCUAUCGGGAAGAACUUGCAGAACGAGAAAUUUUCCAAACGUCGAAUUUCGUAAAAACAUCGAAAGGUUCGAUCCGGGUAAAGUGUCGGAAGAUGGGAGCAGCAGCAGCAGCAGCAACAACAACAACGGCGGUAAAAUAAAAUGGGAAGGACUUGAGGGUAAAUUUAAAAAAUCCGGAAUGGGUUUGACGCAAAAAAAAACGGACGAAACGUCGUCGUCGUCGUCGAAAUUUUACAGUCAGGGUGAAAGUUCAAAGUUGAAAAAAUUCGGACCGCAAAAUGCUGCGGAAAAUUCUUAUCAUCACCACGAUCUGUGCAAGAAAUUCGACGGGGGUUGUUCGAUAAGCGACGCCAUAAGGAAGUCGAAAAUUGAAUUGUUGAGAAAGAGUUUGGAAAAGGGAACGUUGCAAGUGCCCGGAAUAAAACCGAAUAUGGGUACCAGCGGAAGCGGAAGUGGCGGCGGCGCCACCGUCGGCGGUACCAUCGGCGGUACGACGACGUCAGCAAAUCCAAACGAUAAAAAUUCUACGAGACCGUUGGCGACGAGGUUGAUGAUAUGCGAAGGAGCCGUCAAAUCCAAAUUACAAAUUUUUGAUAAGAAAUAA